Molecule: messenger RNA, 1347 nt
Organism: Arabis nemorensis
Lineage: Eukaryota; Viridiplantae; Streptophyta; Magnoliopsida; Brassicales; Brassicaceae
Source: the annotation of a GenBank genome assembly
AUGAGAGCAGAUAAUGAUCACGCGGUUGGAAACUCGGUAGAGAGUUGCAAAGAUGAGUCUAAAUUACCUGAAGAGAAGUGGGAGGAUGCAGAGGUAAAGAUGUCGGAAAAUGGGAAGAACAAUAACAAUGUGUGUGAGUUGUUCUAUGAUACAAGAAGUGGCGAUGAAUGGGAUAAAGAGAAUGAUGAAAACAAUUUGGAACGCCAUUCUUGUGGAGAUUCUAAUGAGGCAGGAGGAAAGACAAUCCGAGAUAAUAGUUGCGAUUUUACUGCGAAGAGAGAUUCUCUUGAGGAAGUUGAUCCGGUUUUUUAUAUGGACAAGAAUGUUAUGGCAUGUGACUUACCUGAGAUCCUUGUUUGUUACAAGGAGAAUACUUACAAUGUCGUGAAGGAUAUAUGUGUCGAUGAAGGCGUGCCUGUUCAGGAGAAGUUCUUGUUCGGUGAGAAAGAUUCUGUAAAGAGUAGCUCAAACUCAAACCAGUGUGGCUCAGAGGAUUUGAUGAAAGCAGACAAAGUCACUGUGAAUCCUUUUGAAACUAAGUCCUCGGAAGAAGGCAACAGUGAGUUUUGUAAUGAUUGUAAGAAAGACCGAGCUGUCGAAGAAUCUUCAAGAGAAGAUUUUGCUGAUGCUGAAGGUACUAGUAAUUUCAAUCAAGCGCAUUUGAUUGUGACGGAAGAAGUCAAGGAUUCUUCGUCCACGCACGGGUUAAAUCCAUCUGAAGUUUCUCUUGAAAUCGAAUCUGAUGAGAAUUCGAAAGACGAAGUGACUAUUUCAUCUGAGGAAAUCUUAAAGGAAUUUUUAACCUUGGGAGAUAUUCUAUCAAGGGAAGAUGAACAAAAACCUCUCCUCAACAACAACAGCGAUAGUCGUAGACCUGAAGAACAGUCUCCACCUCAGCUUCAGGAUAAGGAAAAAAGAAGCGUAGAAACCGCAGCUUUCGAAACAGGGCUUAAGGAAGCAAAGGAGCCAGAGAAAACAGAGGAGAAGCUUUCCUCUGUUUCUACAACAACCUCUCAAGAACCAAACAACACUUGCAACAACUCUACCGAGAAUCAACAGCAAAACUACUUAGUGGAAGAUGACAAACUUUCCUCAAGCAGAUUUGGAGAGACAAGUUUCUCUGCAGCAGAAUCAGUUUCGAUUUCAGGUCAUAUAACAUACUCAGGACCAAUUGCAUUCUCUGGAAGCCUCUCCGUUCGUUCUGAUGCAAGCACAACGAGUGGAAAAUCCUUCGCUUUCCCAAUAUUACAGUCGGAAUGGAACAGUAGUCCUGAAAGAAUGGCGAAAGCGGAUAAGAGAAGACAAAAAGGAUGGAGACACUCUUUUCUCUGUUGUAGAUUCUCUUGA